Molecule: messenger RNA, 1317 nt
Organism: Schizophyllum commune H4-8
Lineage: Eukaryota; Fungi; Basidiomycota; Agaricomycetes; Agaricales; Schizophyllaceae
Product: GroES-like protein
Exons: 5
Coding region: 1-1317 (438 amino acids)
Molecular function (GO): oxidoreductase activity; zinc ion binding
Source: RefSeq, a predicted model, not a curated record
AUGCAAGCAGCUGCGAACGCUAUCCAGGACCAUAUGGGUCCGAUUGAGACCGAGGUCAAGCCGGAGUACAAGCAUGAUCCUACGGGCAAGACGAUGAAGGCGCUUGCCUGGUUCGGGACGAACGACCUUCGCCUGAUUGACGCGCCCGUUCCCGAUAUCACUCAGGACGACGACGUGAUCCUGAAGGUUACUGGGACGACUGUCUGUGGCUCGGAUAAUCACCUGAAGAACGGCGAGAUCGUGACCCUGCAGAAGGGCGAUAUCCUUGGCCAUGAGUUCAUGGGCAAAGUCUGGAAGGUCGGACCCAAGGUCACGAAGUUCAAGGAGGGCGAUCGUGUCGUCGCUGCGUUCCAGAUUCCCUGUGGUCACUGCGAGUACUGUCAGAAGAAGCUCUCGUCCUUCUGUGACAAUACGAACAACUCAUCACUAAUGAAUGCUAUGUAUGGCCAGCGCGACGCAGGCUUCUUUGGAUAUUCGCACUUCACUGGCGGCUUCCCGGGCGGACAAGCAGAAUACGUCCGCGUACCACGCGCCGAGGUCGCCUUGCUACCCAUACCGGACGACGUACCAGACGAGCAAGCCCUCUACCUAUCCGACAUCCUCCCUACAAGCUACCACGCCGUGUACGACACAGGCGUCGAACCUGGCGAUGUCGUCGGCGUCUGGGGCAUGGGACCCAUCGGUCUCUGUGUCGCUAAAUGGGCACUCUUGAAGGGCGCGAAGCGCGUCAUCGGCAUUGACAAGGUCGCCGACCGCCUCGCCUUCGCAGAGUCCAGGCUCGGCAUCGAGACGGUCAACUUCACCGAGUACAAGGACGUCCCGAAGCGCAUCUACGAGCUCGUCCCGCGCGGGCUGGACGUUGCCAUCGACUGCGGGACGUUCCACGAGCCGAAGACGCUGCUGCACAAGGUGCAGAAGACGCUCAUGUUGGAGACGGAUGUGCCGGAGAUCGUAAACGAGAUGAUCGUGUCGGUAAGGAAGAUGGGGAGGUGUGGGGUAAUUGCGGCGUACUCGGGCUAUGCGAACGGGUUCGCCAUCGGUGCGCUCAUGGAGAAGGGCAUUCGCUUUAUCGGCAAUGGGCAAGCGCCUGUGCUCCGGUACUGGGAGACGAUCUUGAAUGACUACAUUCGAACGGGCAAGUUUGACACCUCGUUCGUCGUCACCCACCGGAUUCCCCUCGACGACAUCGUCCCCUUUUACGACAUCUUCAACAACCGGCAGGCCGACGUCGAGAAGGUCUUCAUCGAGACACAGUUCUCUAGCCCGCCGAGCAAGGGCUUCCCGGCCACGACGCGGGUGAAGGACUGGGUACUAUAG